UUGAAUACUUACGUGUUUUUCCUGAUGGCCUCAAAAAGAAACAAAUUGAGCAGAGGCAAGCCAAAAUCUUUGUUUCGAGAUGAUAAAUCUACCACGAUCCAUAUUCUGACGAUGAUGGUGAAUAUGGUUCAGACCACAAUUACGAGCCCGCUGAUGAAGAUGAAGAUAGCAGCAGUGACUACAGUGAAAUUUUCGAUGUUCAUAGAAGUCGCUUUGAACGGAAUAGACAAAGAAUUGGGUCUGAAAGCGAGAAGUCGUAUCAUGGUUCUGCUGGCGAUCAAAGCGAUAAUGGCGAGCAGUUAG
This is a messenger RNA of Parnassius apollo (apollo), 303 nucleotides long. The record is from the annotation of a GenBank genome assembly. NCBI's taxonomy places the organism in Eukaryota, Metazoa, Arthropoda, Insecta, Lepidoptera, Papilionidae.